Messenger RNA from Prorocentrum cordatum, 366 nucleotides. NCBI's taxonomy places the organism in Eukaryota, Dinophyceae, Prorocentrales, Prorocentraceae. The record is from the annotation of a GenBank genome assembly.
AUGUGGUGCUUCAUCGUUUACGCAAGUCACCCUUCCAUCCAGUGGCCUUCGCUAGUCGUUCUCAUCGGAAGGUCCACUCGAAGACCGCCAGCAUACCAGACUUUCUCCGCACGCGUCUUGCAUUCUGGUCAUAUGUCUUCUUUUCUAGCAAGCCAGCAAGCAGAGAAGCUGAGAGUCCAGCGUGAGCGCGACGAAGGUGGCCUCGCAAUGGCCGAAGGCUUCAGACCACCGUGGUGCAUCCGGAAGGCGGACGAGAUGUCGAUGGGUUUCGUCGGGCACGGUACAUCCAUCCCCGGAACGUGUUCUUUGGUUCUCAAGAGUGGUUCCCGAGGGAAUUUCAGUGACGCUCCUGCCAAACAACGCUAA